Belonocnema kinseyi is the source of this 1023-nucleotide messenger RNA. RefSeq names its product T-complex protein 1 subunit delta-like. Bases 190 to 1023 code for a protein of 277 amino acids. The transcript is spliced from 7 exons. NCBI's taxonomy places the organism in Eukaryota, Metazoa, Arthropoda, Insecta, Hymenoptera, Cynipidae. Gene Ontology annotation, cellular component: chaperonin-containing T-complex. Gene Ontology annotation, biological process: protein folding. The record is from RefSeq and is a predicted model, not a curated record. Gene Ontology annotation, molecular function: ATP-dependent protein folding chaperone; ATP hydrolysis activity; ATP binding.
UUAACUAUUCGUGAUUCGUGACCAUCUCGUUGUUUCUGCACGCGGUCGACCGCAUUUUGUUUCUUGCCAAUUGUUCUUUAAAAAGCAGUAAAAGUGUCUCGCGAAAGUGUACCGCGGAAUUUCGCACAUCCCGCUUUGUAAAAAAUCCAUAAUUAGUUUUGUCGGCAAAGUGCGUGUUAAAAAGUAACUAUGACUCAACUAACUGCCAGCGGCGAUGGAAGACGCGCCCACCCACAGGCUUAUAAAGACAAAACUAAGCCUACAGAUAUUCGCAGCAGUAAUAUCAACGCUGCAAAAGCUGUUAGCGAUGCUGUCCGUACUAGUUUGGGUCCACGAGGAAUGGACAAGAUGAUUCAAUCAGCGACUGGCGAAGUUACUAUCACAAAUGAUGGAGCGACUAUCCUAAAAGAGAUGAAUGUCAUCCACCCAGCCGCAAAAAUGCUUGUUGAGUUGUCGAAAGCUCAAGAUACCGAAGCUGGAGACGGAACUACAAGUGUAGUAAUUGUAGCUGGGGCACUUUUGCAAGCUGCAGAUCAUUUGUUACACAAAGGAAUUCAUCCUACUUCAAUUAGCGAAUCUUACCAGAUUGCUUCAACGAAAGCGGUUGAAAUUUUAAAUGACCUGCGAGUAGCCGUCAAUAUGUCCGAUAAAGCAGCUCUGAUCGAAACAGCUGCUACUUCUUUGAAUUCAAAAGUAGUUUCUCAACAAUCGAGCAUCCUCGCUCCUUUGGCAGUGGAGGCAGUUCUAAGAGUUGUUGAACCUGGCAAGGAAAACGCUGUUGACUUGAGGGUAUGUACGAAAUAUUUGCUUUACUCCCUGCAAUUCUGCCUGUUUAUUGAAUUUUGUAUUCGUCGAAACGUGCCAAACUUUUUAGCGAUUGAAGAUAGUCCGGGAGAUGGUGAAAUCGGCGUUGGCCUGGAAUUAGCAUUUGGUGAUGCUUUCUCCAAAAUCGAAACACGAUACGCGAAUUCUUCGAAAGUUUUGGGCCUUCUUUGCCUCCAGGGUAACGUUCCAGGCAAUUAG